AGCGGCGAGGCUUUGCCUCCGGGGCGGGGCCGUCGCCGCCCGCGGGGAUGACCCAUGCGUGGCCGCCGACCCGGCUGCUGGAGGCCGCCACGCUGCAGCCAGUGCUGAAGGAGGCGAGGGUCGCGCCUGCAGCCCGCCGCAGCUGCUGCCAAGUCACGCAGGGCAGGUUGCCACCACUUGGGCAGUGUGGAGCUCUUCGCCAGGCCGCCACCGGCUUUCUCUCCGCGAGAGGCGUGGCGGGCGAGGUCAAGGCCAGCCAGCACAGCCCCGCCGCGCCCGGCGGCAGCAGCCCGGCCACCGCGCGUGGACCGCCCAGGAACGGCAUGCCCCCAGCGGUUUGGGGCGACAUAAUGGCCUGCCUGCUUGACUGGCCAGCGGCCACGGCGGAGUGGGCCGCGGUGGCCUCUGCAGACGGGCUCUCCCCGCGCUGCGCGGCGGGCCAGGAGGGCGCAAAGCUGCAGGCGGACGUGCACCGGCUGGUGGUCAGGGUGCGUCAGCUCGGCAGCCAGCUUGGACAGGCCAGCCUUGAGCGCGACGCCGCGGCGGCCGUAGCCCAGCGGCUGCAGAGCGAGGCGGACCAGCUCGGGGCCGAGAGCCGAGCGGCCUCGCGGAGGCUGUCCGCCGCCCGCAGCUCGUUGGGAGGCGGGCUGGCCGCGGACAGUGGCGCCGCUGCUGCGGGGGCGAGGGCGAGAUCGAGGAGUUUGCGGCCGCGGAGGCUGGCGCGCUGCGGGCGCAGAUCGACGCCCUGCAGAGGGAGCGGGUGGGCAUGAGGGCCGAAAUCGCCGCGUGCCGGGCCGAGCUGCUCAAGGGUCAGCCCGCGCUCGAGGACCUGCGCCGCCGCCUCUUCGAGCGGUUCGGCGAGACCGAGGGCCUGCGGCACGGCCUGCUCCGCCUCUCUGAGCGGUCUGGCGAUUGCGGGGGCGAUACGCCGACUUCGGGCCCGCGCAGAGCCCGACCUGGUGAUGCAGCACUUCUCGAAGAGCUACGUGUCAACACCCUGUAGCUGCAGAUAUGAUAGGAGUGGUGAUGCCGUGGCGCUCUAAGCGCACGGUAGUAGUUGUUUGCCGUCAAAGCGGAAGUAGCGGAGCCAUUCAAUUUUUCACGCUUCGCGUAUCCCCACCUGGCCCGGCACAGAAACGGAAAGUUCUUGGAAUAUGCAAUUCAGAUACCGCUAUUCCACCUUAGCCCGAAGGGCUUGUGGGAUUGUAGUGGCCUCCGUGUCUGCCCACCUUGUGACACUGCAAGUUGCAGGCUUGGCACAACUUGUUUAUAAUUCAUCGCGAGAGGUUCAGCGCAGAGGCAUCGGCAGUAGGUGAGGGACGGCCGGCCAGGGAGAAGGGGGGCCUCUUGCGGCCAACCAAGAGGUAAGUUGGGCCGUCUUGUGUGAUGUUGGGGACUUAAAUGUGUGACUUGUUCUGUUCCUCGGUCUUUUACAUCGCCAGCCCGAGUCGAACAGGCAUCUCGGAGUCUUUGCCAUCUACGUGUAGGACUCCGCGGGCUUCGCUGUGCUCUUGAGUCGUGAGCUGGCGGGUGAUUGCACUGACGCCUCAAAGUGUUCGGUCGCUGCGCAGGCCGUGUAUGGUACAGUGCAGUGCUUGUCAGAGCGGUGUCACGAUAUAUGUCCGAGCUAGCUGCACCCAUUGCGGGGACAUCCAUG
This is a messenger RNA of Prorocentrum cordatum, 1657 nucleotides long. Lineage: Eukaryota; Dinophyceae; Prorocentrales; Prorocentraceae. The record is from the annotation of a GenBank genome assembly.